Cydia splendana is the source of this 942-nucleotide messenger RNA. Its product is annotated as peptidyl-prolyl cis-trans isomerase Fkbp12-like. Bases 99 to 425 code for a protein of 108 amino acids. Gene Ontology annotation, biological process: protein peptidyl-prolyl isomerization. Gene Ontology annotation, cellular component: cytoplasm; sarcoplasmic reticulum membrane. The transcript is spliced from 3 exons. NCBI's taxonomy places the organism in Eukaryota, Metazoa, Arthropoda, Insecta, Lepidoptera, Tortricidae. The record is from RefSeq and is a predicted model, not a curated record. Gene Ontology annotation, molecular function: peptidyl-prolyl cis-trans isomerase activity.
GUCUGCUGUCAAUAUGUCAUGAGAUCAUAACAAAACAAUUCGCACAAUUUUUAUAAAAUUAAACAGAGUGUAUGCUUUUUUAUUACUAAUUGUUUGCAAUGGGCGUCGAUAUUGAAGUUCUUAGUCCUGGAAACGGAUCUACAUAUCCCAAGCCGGGUCAAACAGUAGUGGUUCAUUACACGGGCACCUUAGCUGAUGGAACACAGUUCGACUGUUCUAGAGAGCGUGGGCAACCUUUUAAGUUUACGCUCGGCAAAGGAGAUGUGAUCAAGGGAUGGGACAGAGGUAUACCAAAGAUGUCAGUAGGUGAGAGGGCCCGAUUAAUCUGCUCGCCUGACUACGGCUAUGGUUCUAGAGGCCACCCGGGGGUUAUUCCACCAAACGCCACUUUAGUUUUUGAUGUUGAAUUGCUUCAUGUUGACUAGUAAUCUGAAACAACUCAUAUGUUUAUAAAGUUAAGUUUCUGUAUUCUAAUUGUUGGUAGCCAAGUCUUUAUUGAUUAGUCUUCAUAAUAGUUUCAAACAACUGAAACAAAUAUUUUAUCAAACAUUUUAAGUUUCGUACUAUUGAAAAAAAAAUACAUUGUUAGGUUGAGUCCACUUUUUUGCUGCAUAAUAAUAUUUUAAGAAUUAUUAUUAUUUUUAAAUUCAUGUAUAUAGUUUGCCUGACAGCAACAUAACUGGUUCAGUGACUUAAUUUUUGAUACCAAAAGUAUUAAAGGGUAUUAUGUGGAUUUUAUAUUUUAUAUUAAUGUUAUACUUGCACAAUUUUAGUGACUUAAUUCAUGGCUGUUUGCAUUUACUUGAUACUAUAUAUCUUUGGUUAUUGUUUUACUUAGAAAUAGCUUUUAAUGAUGUAUAGAAUAAUGGUUAAUGUAUGAAUCUUUUACUUCUUCUCGUGCGAAAAUACUCAUAAUAUUAUUUAACUCACCAUGAAUAAAUA